This is a messenger RNA of Monomorium pharaonis (pharaoh ant), 6189 nucleotides long. RefSeq names its product serine/threonine-protein phosphatase 4 regulatory subunit 1. Bases 932 to 3685 code for a protein of 917 amino acids. Gene Ontology annotation, biological process: protein dephosphorylation. The record is from RefSeq and is a predicted model, not a curated record. NCBI's taxonomy places the organism in Eukaryota, Metazoa, Arthropoda, Insecta, Hymenoptera, Formicidae. Gene Ontology annotation, molecular function: protein phosphatase regulator activity. The transcript has 11 exons.
UAAAUCAUGCGUGUCGGAAAGGCCGGUCUCCGCUCUGUCGUCGCGCGUUGCGCAUCGGGAAGGAACGCGGCGCAAAGUCCGGUCGCAGUAAACUCGCCGUCCACGGCAUGGGAUGUUCUCAAGAGGACGUUUUUUUUCUCCCCGUUUUACCCGGUGGAGACUCGCGCGAUGCCGGAGCGAGUCCUCAAGCCUCGGACGGCACUCGCCCGCGGAGGGAAAUUUCGGUUCAGUAUGGCUGACGUCGCGACAUCGACGUGUAGGGGUGGCUCUCCCGAGGCAUCGGUGCGAUUCCCCUCGUGGAAAAUGACAUCUCCCGGUUUUAGUCCGCCCGUUCUCGUGAAAAUCGUGAGGCCACACGGCCGUGAAGCGGCGCGAGAUGUGGCCUGCCCGCGAGCCCACGCAUGGCCGUUUCGGCGAAAUGGUAUCGGAAAAUGCCGGCCUCUCGAGAGCCCGUUUCGGCAUCCGGUUUCUCUCCCCGGCACCUUUCCACUCGCGCGCAGCACUGAUUUCGCUUACUGCGUAGCGGGAAAAGCCGGCAGAACGAGCUCCGCUCGAUGGAAUUUGUCGUCGUUCCACCAUCAACAAGUUUUAGCCUCAUUAGGGAACUGGGCCAUCUCUGGAAGUAGAUUUUAAAUGUCAUUGAUCGUCCGCGACCUUCGAUGGAAUUUCGCGUACGGUUAUCAUCACGUCAUCGCUCCUCGCCGGUUAUAAGUGUGAUGUCGACUGUCCCCCGGCUUAAAACGAGUGAUUCCCCGCCGUACGAAUCGAUUCGCGGGCAAUGUGUUGUGUGCGUGAUUCGUGUGCGCGCCCUUGUCGAAAUACGGCGUAGAUAUGUUUUAUGGUGCUCAAGCGCUCGUCGUUUCGUUGGAUUUACCUCAUGGAGCUCUUCCCGCUGCCCUCGACAUGAGACAAGAUCGCGCGUUCUUAUACAAUGGAAGCCGAGGAUGACGAAGAGGUCAAUGACAGUAAUGAAAGCUCCAACGAAUCCAGAACCAAUGUUUGGGACGGUGUCGGGGGUGGCGGCGGGGGUGACGAAGGCGGAGGAGACGAACAGCUCUUUCAAAUCAACCGGCUACAGCAACACGCCAGCUCGGAUAAGAGCUUCGACCGACAAAUGGUUGGGCGCAUAUUGAUGGAGUUGUUUCGCGCUGCAGUCAAUAACAAAAUAACGCUAGUCGUCGAGGAAGUCAUGCAACAUGUGCAGCUCAUUGUCAACGAUAGUGAUGCUUUGGUGCGAUCGGAUCUGGUGGAACAAAUCCCGAAUGUGGCGAUCAUCUGCAACGAGGCGCCGCAUCUCUUCGGCAACGUUCUCCGCGAUUACCUGCUCGAUAUCGUGAUGAAAUACCUAAGCGAUAUGGACAACCAGGUACGGCAAAUGGCCCAAAGCGCGCUGACAACGUUGAUGAAACGAGAGCUCCUUGACAACAACGCGAUCGAGAACGUUAUUUGCCCUACAAUAGAAAGAAUCCUAUCCUACAUGGUGCUCGACGAACACGUCCGAAACGCGAACAUCUCCCUCAUGUGUAGACUGGCACCGCUGAUUGGUAGCGAACUUACAGAAAAGGUCUUCCUGAAACGAUACCUGGAUCUGUGUGAAGAUAACGAUAUGAUGGUGAGGAGAAUAUGUGCUACUCAUUUUGCGGAAAUGUGCACUGCUGUCGGAAAGGAGAAAUUAUAUAAUAAAUUGAUCCCUACGUUUGUCGAUUUAUGUGGCGACAGAGUGUGGAACGUUCGAAAAGCAUGCGUCGAAGUCAUGAUGCCGGUCUCUUGUUGUUCGACACCCGAGCAUCGCCGAUUAUUACUCGCAGACAUACUGGCUAAGCAUUUGAACGAUGAUUCCAAGUGGGUGCGAAUAUCAGCAUUUCAAAUACUCGGACCGUUCAUAUCGACCUUCGCCAAGCAGUUUGCCGAAAUCACUUAUAAUAAAAAUGGCGAAUUAGUGUAUACCAGUAACCAGGAUAAUCAUCUCAGCAUAUGUUACUCGUAUGAAGGAAUCUUUCCCACGAAGGGCACGAUCAAAAAUCAAAUACGUGAUUUUGAUGAAGAAACGUUUUCUAGGCCUCUUCGUAUGACUACAACAAACUCACGUUUCAGGAGAACUUCACAUUUCACAAUGGAAGACUCCUUGGAAGUAGAAGAGAACCAAAAAGAUGAUAACAUGUAUAUGCUAUAUCAAAUUGUUCUCCAGAAAAAAAACCGUGAUGCAGAGAAAUACAAUCCAUUUUUAUAUUAUUAUAUACCUCCGGACAUACCACUGGAUGAUGAACUUACUCAUGCCGCAAGACAAUCGGCAAUGAGUCGUGAUAAUGUUCGGGAGGCGAUAACAGCGACGACAACGGAACAAAAUUCCGUGGUCGAGGAAAAUAGUUCGUUCCGAAUAUUAUUACGCUCUUCCGAAAUUCCCAUUUCCAUCAUGAAUUCUAAUGAGGAUGAUUCAAAUGUAAAUGGGCAAUCAAACAUUGAUAAAUUUGAUGAACAAAAGGAAGAGGAUAGUGACGAUGAGGAGGACUGUUAUCCGAGAGCAGAUUCGUUGGACGACACCCAAGAUUGUAGCCUAGAUUGUACCCUAGAGAAAAAAUUUUAUAUAUAUGAUAUAGACUCCAUAAAUAAGAGUCAUGAAUCUUGUAAAGACUUAGAUAUGAAGAAUAAUGAACAAGAGAUCGUACCUCAGGAAUUAAUCAAUUAUUACGUAUUGAUGGCCGACCCAGAGCAAUGCGUGGUCAUGGGUGCCGACAUGCCGCAUCAUUGUGCCUUCAGUUUUCCCGCAGUCGCGCUCACACUAGGCAAAGAGAACUGGCACUGCUUAAAGAAGGCUUACCAGUCAUUGUCGAACGCGAAACAUUGGAAAGUCAGAUGUACUCUAGCGUCCAGCAUUCACGAAAUUGCCAUGAUUUUAGGCGAAGAACUCACUGCCACUGAUCUCGUGCCGAUUUAUGACGGUUUUAUCAAAGAUCUGGAUGAGGUCAGAAUAGGUGUGCUAAAGCACCUUGCGACCUUUCUGAAAAUACUCAAACCCACCGACCGCUGUCAAUAUCUGCCGAGGUUAAGUGACUUUCUCGCUACGGAUAACGAAUGGAAUUGGAGGUUCAGGAAGGAACUGGCCACGCAAUUGCUCGAGAUUGUGAACCUAUUCAAUCCGAAUGACGUUGCUCAAAGUAUCGCACCGCUGUCUUUUCAACUGCUUGUAGAUAAGGUUGCUGCCGUUAGAACAAUUGCGCUUGAACUGAUCACACGAAUAAUGCGCUACUUAUCUACCGAGGAUGCUCUGGUGACAUCCCUUAUUCACGAGCUUCGAGAGACUUUAGUUUUAGAUGCUAAAAAGUGGAUACACCGGCAAACUUAUGCGCUCAUAUGUUCUCAUCUAAUCCGUAACGAUGCGAUCUCGGGAGAUAAAUUUUCUAAGGAAAUGUUACCAUGUUUGAUAAAUUUGUCGGUCGACAGAGUACCUAAUGUAAGAUUAGCCGUGGCGAGAACGAUAGCUACGGAUGUGAUUGCAAUGGGUUUGGACAAUUUAGGCAUGGAAGCGAUGGAAGAAGUGCAAAGAAUACUCUCGAAAAUGCGUGUUGAUGUGGACCGAGAUGUACGAGUGCUAGCCGGUGGUGAAGAGCAGCAAAUUGAUAUACUGGCUUAUUGUUCCUCCGAUGAGAACAACCAAGUCGAACAAGCAAGAAAUAUACUAUUUUAAUAGUGAUAUAUUCUGAUCUCAGAUCACGACAAAGUCACUGCGGUUUUAUAUAUAAAAGAAAAACGAACUUUAUAUAUAUAUGUAUGUAUGCAUGUAUGUAUAACAUACAUGUAUAAAUAUAUAUAUAUUUCUACACACACACACACACACAAUAUCUCACAAGAUGCGCCUUGGUUCUUCCACGAGUGACUAGUUCUUAUAAAUGAUAAGCCAAAAGUGUGCAACUAGCUGUGAACACCAAGUUUUGAGCACAAACUGACGUACAUGUAUCAGAUAUCUAUCGGAUUUUUGCAACUGCAGAUCGACGAUUAAAACAAGCUCAAAGUUGUCAAACAUAGCGUUCACGAUUUAAACAGUCAAGCGGUAGGUAAGAUUACAAUUUACAAUGUUGACUGAUUUGCGUCCUUUUAAUCUAGAACAGAAUUGUAUCAAUGCGAACGGUAUGCGACCGUUGAUACUGAUUACGUAAUAAUGCGUGAAUGUAGGAACAUUUAUAUGUGUACGCGUGAAUACGUGCGCAUAAAGAAUAGAUGCGUUUUUUGUCAUUGUGAUUAAUUCGUACAUGUGACGCUAUUCUCCUGAACAAGCCAAAUAUUAAAAGAUUAAAGGCGUUACAUUGACAUGGUCUUUCUCAUCGCUUAAUUCAUUUCACGAAUGUUCGAUUACACAACCUUUCGGCACUAUAUCGUGUACUGUUAUUUUUUAGCAUUUUUUAUUGAACACUUAGUCAAGAAUGGGAUAGACGCAGCAUAACAUCAAAAUAUAAAUUAGAUACUGAUGAGGCUCAUUUUGUUUAGAUCGACAGCAAUUAUGAAUGUGCCAUUCAUGAGAAUAUUUUACAGAUUGUUUGUCAAUAUAGAUGUAUCAUGUCAAUUGAUACAUCUAAAAUUAUGUUUGAUGAAGGAAAAAUGGAUACUAAUUAUAUUUGCACGCUACACAAAUCGUAAUCUUUAUCAACAAUUGCGUUUUUUAAAUCAAAUGUCCAUUUUACCUCGCAUUUAAGGUGGUUCAUGCACGAUGUAUUGCAGAUUUAGCUUCUCUUACAGAAAUUAUUAUUUAAGUGUCAAUACACAUUCCCGUGAAAUAUAAGAUAAGCUUGUCGUACAUACACGCUAGCACUAGCGAAUCCUGACGUCGAUAAUAGGGGAGGGGUUAAUAAAAUUUUUCGCUGAACAUCGAACACCAGAUAGUUUGAAUACAGUGAAUCCUAUGCAUAAGAAUUUGACCCAUAAGCGCCCACCUGCAUUAUUUUACUUACAUUUUUUAACGGAUCCAGUAAAACUGAUUUUUUUUAAUUUGGAAGGAGUCUUAACCCCCCCUCCUCCCCCCGCCUAGAAAGAAAGUUUAUGCUAGAAAGUCUUUCAAAGUUUCGAAAUUUUAGUACAGUUCAGAUGAGAGUUGUUCAAUUUUUCACCAGAAGUAUAAACCUUUUUUUCUGUAAUUACUGAGUAUUUAAACCAAAAACUAGAUUAUAAAAAUUACAAACUCUCUAAUGACCACAAAUAAUAUGUGUGAUACUGACAAUUUAUUAUUAAUAUUUAAUCUUAAAAAUCAUAAAGUACGUGAAAUCGCAGAUCUUGUGAUCCAUGUUGUUCAUUUACAGAAUUCAAAUCUUAUUAGUAUGUAAAAAAUCAUUUAAUUUUAAAGAAGCUUAUUAAAAACUUAUUUAAUUUACCUUAAAAAUAAUUCUUUUUUUUUAUUAUUUAUCCAUAUACCUUAUAUAUGAAUAAAAUAAUAAUUUAGAAAAUUCAUGUCUAUUGACUAGAGAGUCGUGCAUGAACUUCUUUAAAAGUGGUAUCAAUGAGUAUCUUAUCCAAAUAUUCAAGAAGACGAUAAAACGCUGAAGUGUUGAUGAUUAAAAAUUGACACUAUAACAACGUAUGAUAAUAUUUUAAUUCUAAUAAAAUUUGCCGCAUAAACAUGAUACAUUUGCAUUUGUUGAAUUUUUUUAUAAAUAAUUGCUUACUGAGAGUACUAUCAUGUCAUUUAGCUUAAGAGUAGAUAAAUUAUGUGUUACUCACAAUACACUUCGAUUCUUACGUUACGCCUAAAUUAGAAUUAUUAAAUAAACAAUUGAAUUUUAUUACCAGUUUUUCAAGUGAGUAUCAGACAAUGAACGUAAGAGACAAUGUAUUGUAGAAAACUUUAUAAAUAUUGUACAAUAUCAGAUUUUAUAACACGCAAAAAUAUGUGGACUUUUGACAUAGCAAAGUUCUACGCCAUUUAAUUAAGAAAAAGAAUGUAUAGAUUCGUAUCUCGCACGGAAAGCAUAUGCUCGUUAACAUUUUUGUGACACGAUUAGCAAAAGGCGGACAAUCUUAUUUCGUGUGACUGACGAUAAAUACGAUAAUUGAACUGCAACAAACUUAUUCUUUAAGCAAUGAAUGCUCUCGUUAUUUGUGAAUACUGAAGGCGAAGGAGAUAUUGUUUAAAAUCCUGUAUAAUAUAUUAUGUAUUUGAUAAUGAGACGAUGAGAAAUAUACAUCAAAUGAUUUGUUACACAA